GGUUUCUUAAUCUUCUUUUCUAAUAAUCUCCAAUAAGAUUGUCAAAUUUGAACAGGACAGACAGGAAAACAAUUUGCAUUUUCAAACCGAAACUUAGAUUUUCACUUUCUUUGAGAGUUAACUUCAAAGGAGAUAUCUCUAUAAUACUGUCUAUGAUAAUAGUAGUAUUUACUGUAUACGUGUAUCUGUGACCGUAUGUGAAAGUUGUGGUACUUUUUUAUACAUGCAUCUAGGCAAUUCUUACAAAUCUAACUUUAUGUACUAGAAAAAAUUGCUUUCUACCAAAACACUCUUCGUUCAUUUUUUCACUCAUAUCUAUGUGGUGAAAAACAUUAUGCAAUCACUAAGUCUGAUGCUGUAUUAUCUUUUCUGCAAAACUACCCUAUCUCAAUAAGUUGCAAAUAUCUUUGUUUUCCUUCAGAUGUACAUAUGUAAGUAAAUGAAUAAUGAAUUCAUUCAUUAACAUGUAUUGUACCUCAUUAAGCUUAAGAUUCCAUCAACACCUUAUAUUACUGCUAUCACCUUCUAACCUAUUACUUAUAUUGUCAUUAUUAUUCUGUAAUUCAACUAUCCCUCUUAUGUCUAUAUCGAAUGUAAAUAUUCCACGCAUAAAGCAUUCACUAGGUAAUUCAUUUUCUUCAAAACAUAAACAUCCAGUGAUGCCGAUAACAACACCAAUAACACCAGCAAUCGUAUUACAUUCACCAUUGUCAACUUCACUGGAUUAUUAUCAAACGCUUAAUCGAAGGUAUGCUAGGAGUUUACCAGUUCAUUCAUUACCAGUGUCCAGUAGAUGCCCACCGAGUACUACAAAACAAAAAGAUACAUUCCUUUGGACAAUUUCAACUGAACCAAUCUCAUAUCUUUUCGGUACACUACACGUAGCUUAUACACAUGUUUGGUCACAAAUUGAUCCUGCAGUUAAACAAAGUUUUACACAAUCUGAUAUUAUCUAUUUUGAACUUGACCUAACUGAUCCGGUUACAUUGAGUGAAUUGAGUAAUUGUCAAAUUCUACCUAAAAAUCAGACAAUUACAAGUUUACUGAAACCAGAUUUAAUUAAACGCUUAGAUGAAUAUUUAAACAAUCUACGUCAUGUUAUCAAUUCAUGGAUUGAACCGGAGAAAAAAAUCUACGCCACCUAUUUAUACGAAACAUUAACAAAAGACUGGAAAGAGAAACGACCAAUCUGGCUGUUAUUACUGUUGAAUAGUUUAUCGAAAGGUGAAAUAUCUGAUCGUGGUGUACCUGUACUAGAUUUGUUUCUUGCACAAGAAGCACAACGAUUGGGUAAAAAACAUGGCGCAGUUGAACAAGUGAAUGAUCAGUGUGAACCACUGAACAGGAUCAGCGUUAAUCAGGUUACGUUUGCUCUUGAAAUGACACUUAACAAUUUAGAGAAUAUGUAUCAUGAAUAUAAAGAGAUGUCUGCUAACUUUACACACAAUAAUAACAAUAAUAAUAAUAAUAGUUUUAAUGAAAACAUUUUAUUAAAUCAAAGGAACCAAGAUUUCAACUAUUCAAUGUUAACAGAUUCUAAACACAAACAAAUUCACCGCACAAAUUUAUUCAAUAGUCCAACAGAGCAAUUAAUUGAACACUAUAAUUGCGGUGAUUUAAAUGUUACACUAUCCAGAAUGUAUUCAACUCAAAGUAAUCCAUCGAAAUCAUUGACAUCAACUGAAGAAGAAACUGGUAAUUCUUCAAUGGGCAACUUAAUUAUCACUAUCCCUGAUAAAGCAAAUGACUCAAUUGAUAAAACGCAUUUUAAUAUAGUGAAUAAUAUUUCUGGACAAAAUAAUCAUCAACAACACACUACAACAUCUUCUCCAACAUUAUUGUCAGGUUAUUUAAUCGACAAAGAAAUUACAAAAGUAUUGACUUCAAGUCAAAUUCAGACAUUAAUCGAUUUAGAGAAUUACUUAAAUGAAGAAUUGAUAGUUAAACGAAAUGAACGUAUGGCACAAGAGAUUGUGAAUAAAUUAAAACUAGCAGAAGCAUUAAAUCAGUCAGCAUUCUUUGCUAUCGGUGCAGCACAUUUUCUUGGAAACGGAGAGACAAUCAUUGAUCACUUGAGAACGGCUGGUUACAUUGUCACGCCAGUCCCACGACAAGAACAAAUGAUCACUGAUGAAAGGAGGAGUCAAAUAUCCGAGAAACCACUUCGAUUCGAAAAAUUUAACAAGCAGUUAAGGCAACAAACAAAAGUUAACGAAGGUAUACUACCUAUGAAGGAAAAAGAUGUGCCCGAAUUUCGACCGAAAUAUGUAAACUUCGACAAUUCAUGGAUAAAAAUAGAAGACUUCAAACCAAGAACAUUUCCCAAUCCAAAACAGUCAUUAUUCUUAACGAGUAACACUCAUGACUGGGGUAAAUCAUCGGCAGAAAGACUGCAAACAAAGCACAGAUUACAGCAGCAACAAUCAGUAGGUCAGAACAUACGAAAAGUUAUCGAAGGUAUGAAACCGACAAACGAUGACCAUGUGAUAAAGAAUUCAGUUCACUCGCAAUUACCAUCCAUGUCAAUAAUUCAAAUAAGGACAGUUAUAAACAUUAUUCUCGUACAAUGUAUAUUAUUUUAUUUAUGAAAACCUUUAAAUAUUUCAUUUUGUCAUAUACAGAUGAAACUUUAAUAUAAUAAAAUAUAUGAAUAUACACGAAUUUUCUUAUUCUGAACACCCAUACGAUGAUAAGGCAUUCCGUGAAAAUUAUCGGCAGACUACCUUAAAUUCCCUAAUACCAGACACAGAGCUCUGCACAGAAACCGAAAUUAUGAACAAAAUAAUUAACGACAAAGAAAAAACAAACAAAACCCGAGAAAGGAAAAACUCAAUGACGCGAACUCGGUAACGUAGAACCAAAAUAGAGAAAAUGAGACCGUCAACAGACGCAGGAACACAAAUCAUUCGUCCACAAAUAGGUGACACGAAAAAAUAUGACACAAAACAAUAAUAAAAAACAUGUAAAAAAAUACACACGAAUACAAGAAAAACACCAACACGAACACAACAACAACUACAACACAAUCAUCAACA
Messenger RNA from Trichobilharzia regenti, 3035 nucleotides. The record is from the annotation of a GenBank genome assembly. NCBI's taxonomy places the organism in Eukaryota, Metazoa, Platyhelminthes, Trematoda, Strigeidida, Schistosomatidae.